Messenger RNA from Asparagus officinalis (garden asparagus), 1286 nucleotides. RefSeq names its product auxin-responsive protein IAA17-like. Lineage: Eukaryota; Viridiplantae; Streptophyta; Magnoliopsida; Asparagales; Asparagaceae. Gene Ontology annotation, cellular component: nucleus. Gene Ontology annotation, molecular function: protein binding. The transcript has 5 exons. Gene Ontology annotation, biological process: regulation of DNA-templated transcription. Bases 135 to 953 code for a protein of 272 amino acids. The record is from RefSeq and is a predicted model, not a curated record.
CAAACAAACAACCAACAACAAAAGGAAAAGAGGGAAAAAGCAAAAAAAAACCCACCAAAAAAAAAGCCAAGCUUUUUCUUCUCUCCUCUUCCCAAAAUCUCAACGCCAACAAAUUCUGGUUUCAGAGUGCUCUGAUGACACCGACAUUAGAGGAACACGACUACAUAGGCCUCUCCGAGGCCUCCUCCAACAACUCCGCCGUCAGCUCCGCCGCCGGCAAGCUCACCAGUUUGAAGCAGACGGAGCUCCGCCUGGGCUUACCCGGAUCCGAGUCCCCUGAGCGCGUUAGCGGGUCGGGUCUCACUCUAGGGAUCAACCUUAAAGGGUUCGGGUCUGGGUCCAAAAGGGGUUUCUCUGAUGCGCUCGAUGGCUCCCCAAAUUGGGGUUUUAAUGGCGGUAAAGGAUCUGAGCUGGAGCUGUUCUCGCCUAAGAAAGGGGAGGGUGGAGGAGGAGCUAAGGAUUUGGAGAAGAAGAAGACUGUUACUAACUCGGCGCCAGUUGCGAAGGCACAAGUAGUGGGAUGGCCACCAAUCCGAAACUCCCGUAAGAAUAUAAUGGCUACAAACAACAACCAAUCAAAGAACAAGGAAGAUGCUGAUGGAAAACAAGGUUCAGGAUGUCUCUAUGUGAAAGUUAGCAUGGAUGGAGCUCCUUAUCUUAGGAAAGUAGAUCUCAAAACAUAUUCGAACUAUAAGGAGCUUUCCCUAGCCCUGGAGAAGAUGUUCAGCUGCUUUACUAUAGGUCAAUGUGGUUCAAAUAGUAUACCAACCAAGGAUGGUGAUGGAUCUGAAAAUGUCCUUACCUAUGAAGACAAGGAUGGGGAUUGGAUGCUUGUUGGAGAUGUUCCAUGGGACAUGUUCACUGCAACCUGUAGGAGGCUGAGGAUCAUGAAGGGUUCGGAUGCAAUUGGACUUGCUCCGAGGGCAUCGGAGAAGCGCAAGAAUCGAAGUUGAUCACUUCAAGCUGAAAAUUCAAGCACAAGCAUACCAACUAAUUCAAAAGGGCUCUUCUCGAAACCAAAAUGGUUUUAAGGUUUUUUAAAAAUGCGUCCUAUUAUAUCUCUUGCGGUUUGUUACCUACGUUGAACAAAACCUUAAUUUAGCUUCCUAUGAUUUCUCAAGGGUAAAACCUUAUUAGAUUGUUGUUCACCUUACUAUGUGUAAAUCGUGUGGUUGCUUCUUAUUCCAGACUGAUACAUUUUCAGCAAUGUUUGUGCUCAGUUUGUGUUAAAUUCUGCGAUUGCCUUUACUUCGGAGGUGUAGUGAAAAUUGAUGGUUAUAAUUUUA